Stegodyphus dumicola is the source of this 606-nucleotide messenger RNA. RefSeq lists its product as uncharacterized. Lineage: Eukaryota; Metazoa; Arthropoda; Arachnida; Araneae; Eresidae. The record is from RefSeq and is a predicted model, not a curated record.
AUGCAACAGCCCAACAAGGAAAUACAGCACAUCAGCAACCAUACACUUUACACUGAUGGUUCUAAACAUGCUGAAGGCGUUGGCAGUGCUUUCCUGCACUGUUGGCAAAGCCAAGAAUUACAUCAUUGGAAAGGCCACCUAGGUGACAGCAAUAGCGUCUUUCAGGCAGAAGUGAUAGCAAUUACAGCUGCUGUUGAAUAUCUAAUAAGCCGAAAAAUCUCAAAAGCUUAUCUCUAUACGGAUAGUAUGUCUGCCUUGCUGGCCCUAAGGCAAACACAACCAUGUUUCCCCGUUGAUCAUCCGCCUUCAAAACUCUUAAAAGAUAACCCACAGGUACACGUGGACAUGACGUGGGUGAAAGCUCACGAAGGCAAUGCAGGUAAUGAGGCAGCGGACGUGCUCGCCAAAGAGGCAGCCUCAAACAUCAACGCACGUCCCAUCGCUGUUCCGGCGCCACCUUCCCAUCUUAAAAGACUGCUGAAAGGCGCAGCAGUCCAGUGGUGGCAAAGAGUAUGGGAACAUGGAAACACAGGAAGAAGAGUGUAUGGUUUUCUUUCUACCGAUGGUGACAACGGAGAGACUCAUAGCAAACGCUCCACUUACUAA